Onychostoma macrolepis is the source of this 784-nucleotide messenger RNA. Its product is annotated as probable inactive serine/threonine-protein kinase slob2. Bases 428 to 784 code for a protein of 118 amino acids. The record is from RefSeq and is a predicted model, not a curated record. Lineage: Eukaryota; Metazoa; Chordata; Actinopteri; Cypriniformes; Cyprinidae. The transcript is spliced from 4 exons.
AUUGGCCCUCUGGCCGCCCCCAGGCCCCGCCCACUGACCAAAGACAGCCUAUUUGUCCCCCUUACCGCCUAUAUGACCGUAUACAGCCUACGUGCCCACCUGCAAUCUAAGUGACACCCCGGGCCCCGCCCACCAACCACGAACAGCCUAUUUGUCCCGCUGACCGCCUAUAUGACUACGAACAGCCUAUUAUUUUUUUAUAAUGGGACAGAUCGUAAGUGGAACGUCCAGAUCUUGGCUUCUAGAGAGAUAUCAAGCUGAAAUCUUCGUUCCUGUGCUAGUCUGGACAUGCCCUCCUCGUGGUGUGAUAUUCAAGAAGGUUGGAGAAACUUGAAAAUUCGGUUCAGAAAAACUUACCCACAAAUUAUUACUUAUUAUUAUUACAGGGCAAACAUUUUCUAAAGCACUGAAUCAUCCACUACCCAAAAUGAGCAGCAGUGUGGACAGUGGCGUGGAGGCCCAUGGUGGCAGCAGUAUUGCCACUACGGUGAUAAUAAGCUGUACAGAUACAGACACAACCUCAUCAGGAGAGGAGGGACCUCCAGAUGUUCCACCUCCUCCUCCUCCUCUUUCCCCAGUAGCUCCACCUUCACCUCCACCACCUCUGCUGCUGCCCUCCCCGGAACAUCAUCCUGCUCCUCUGGAAGAGCAUGAAGAAGAUGCAAUUAUUUCGCAAAUGAUGAUGAGGAGGAGGAGGAGGAGCAAGAACAGGAGUGAUUUAAAAAAAAUAAAUAAAUACUUCUUAAUAAAUACCUUUUCAAUCACUUAUUAUGAUGUGACGUGA